AUGUCUUCGUUGAGGGCUUCCCAGAAACCAUUUUCAUGUCAAUUCCCUGGCUGUACGUCGAGUUAUCAGCGGAAAGAACAUCUGAACCGACAUGAGGCACAGCAUACCGGUGGUCUCGCCUGUGCUUGUUCGCUCUGCAAUCGCACGUUCUCUCGAAAUGACUCCCUAAGACGCCAUAUCCGUCAAGACCAUAGUAUCUCCCAAUUACACUUAACACGCUCAACCAUCGCCUGUCGUGCUUGUCGUCACGCCAAGAUUCGAUGUCGUGGCGGGAAUCCCUGUCUACGUUGUCGUGACAAAGGACGCGAAUGUACCUUCGAUAAGCCGACAUCUACCGUGUCCCCGUCGUCGGUGGAGGGGCAGAGACUUGAGUCUAGUGCCGAUGGCUCGGUUCCUUUGGAAGACGAGGACCGCGCGGCUCAAACAAAGCACUAUGUUAAUCUUUAUUUUACCCAUUUUCAUUCCCAUUGGCCUAUUUUACAUCGCGCGACCUUCAGUAUUCCCGAUGAGCCGCCGUUGCUCCUUCAGGCGGUGUUGAUGAUUGGGCUUUGGGUUAGUGAUAAGCCGUCGGCGCGACAGGCUGCGGUUGAUUUACAUCAGAAGUUGGGGUUAUGGAUUCGGGAACAGAGGGUUCAAUGGGAGAAUCUUCCUCCUCGAAAUGAACCCGCAGAGGACGGUCCUACCUCUAUAUGCCCUAUCGCCACCUACCAGGGUAUCCUCCUAUACAUAAUCUUCUCCUUGAUUCAGGACAGCAACACCCGCUCUCUCAGCCUGAACCUAUCUCUCUCACCAUCCGAUUACGAAAUUCUCUCCGUUCUAGUCCAAGUCUGUACCCAGAACCAGGUAUUCUACUACCCCAGUAUGUUGGAACGAUACCAGGACGUUGAUUCUAUGGCUUGUAUCUGGAUUGGAGUAGAGGAGAUGGGUCGACUGGGGCUGGCAAUGUAUAAGGUCUCGUCUUUAUGCAGAGCAGGUAGGGACUCGGAUGAUACACAGGGUCGGCUACUUGAGUUGUCGGAUCUGCAGUUCCCUGUGCCGGAUAGUCGGCAGUUAUGGGAUGCCAAGUCUACUCUGGAGUUGGGGCGAUUGCUGCAUGUGGAUGCUGGGCGGGAGAGGCUUGAUGCGAGGGAUAUGGGAAAUUGGAUCUCGGUGUGUGGGAAGGUGUUGGAAGUUGGGAGUGAGAGGUGGUGGCUUUGA
Penicillium subrubescens is the source of this 1197-nucleotide messenger RNA. Its product is annotated as Zn(II)2Cys6 transcription factor domain-containing protein. The record is from RefSeq and is a predicted model, not a curated record. Lineage: Eukaryota; Fungi; Ascomycota; Eurotiomycetes; Eurotiales; Aspergillaceae. Gene Ontology annotation, molecular function: zinc ion binding; DNA-binding transcription factor activity, RNA polymerase II-specific; RNA polymerase II cis-regulatory region sequence-specific DNA binding. Gene Ontology annotation, cellular component: chromatin. The transcript has 3 exons. The coding region runs from base 1 to 1197 and encodes 398 amino acids. Gene Ontology annotation, biological process: DNA-templated transcription; regulation of transcription by RNA polymerase II.